Molecule: messenger RNA, 406 nt
Organism: Grus americana (Whooping crane)
Lineage: Eukaryota; Metazoa; Chordata; Aves; Gruiformes; Gruidae
Product: scale keratin-like
Exons: 1
Coding region: 41-406 (121 amino acids)
Cellular component (GO): intermediate filament
Molecular function (GO): structural constituent of cytoskeleton
Source: RefSeq, a predicted model, not a curated record
CUGCCCUCUUGCAGAGCACCCACCCAUCCCGCGCACCAAGAUGUCUUGCUACGACCUGAGCCCACCGAAAACCAGCGUCGCCGUCCCCCAGCCCAUCGCCGAGAGCUGCAACGAGCUGUGCGCCCGGCAGUGCCCCGACUCGACGGCCUUCAUCCAGCCGCCCCCCGUGGUCGUCACCUUCCCCGGCCCCAUCCUCAGCUCCUUCCCCCAGCAAGCCGUGGUGGGCUCCUCCGGAGCACCCGCCUUUGGGGGCUCCCUGGGGCUGGGAGGCCUCUAUGGCGCCGGGGCCACCCUGGGCUCGGGGGGCCUCUGCACCUUUGGCAGACCCUACGCUUCUCCCGCCUGCAGCCCUUGCGUCUUGCCCCGCUACAGCAAGAAGCUCUGGGACACCUGUGGGCCCUGCUAG